CAUCCAGACCCGGUCGCUGCGCGUGUCGCGAUCCCGCAGUCCGCCAUCACCCACAAUGCUCGCACCAAGGAUAGGGAGGCAGGUCCUGCAACGGCUGGGGACCUGCUCGGCGCCGUCAACCGUCACAUUACCGAGCUUCCUCGUUCCAGCCUUCCAGACACUAGCUAAGCGCAGUUUCUGGGCGACGACGAGCCGGCCCUCCAAGCUCGGCAGGACGCCCCUCUCGGUGCCGCCCGGCGUGGACAUCGAAAUAAGCGACCUGUACCUGAAGAAGAACAUGACGUCGUACCUCAAGACGUAUAAGAGGAACGUGAGGGUGAAAGGGCAACUGGGGGAACUUACGCUUGAAAUCCCCGAGUUCAUCAAUAUCGACCACGAUGAAGAGGGGCGGACGGUGGUGCUGAGCGUGAAGGAUCAGGAACACAAGGCGCAGAGGGAAAUGUGGGGGACGACAUGGGCGGACCUCAACAACAACAUUAUGGGUGUGUCAGAGGGUCACACGGCCGUGCUGCGUCUAGUGGGAAUCGGUUUCAGGGCGACGGUCGAGCCGCGGCCAGAGAAGGAGGAAUACCCCGGGCAGCAGUUUGUCUGCCUGAAGCUAGGCUUCUCACACCCGGUGGAGAUGGGCCUGCCCUUGGGAAUGAAGGCCAGCGCACCACAACCGACGAGAGUGCUACUCGAGGGCAUCAACAAAAGGCAGGUCAUGCAGUUCGCCGCCGAGAUCCGCAGGUGGAGAGUGCCCGAGCCAUACAAGGGCAAGGGUAUCUUUGUCAACGACGAGACGAUCAAGCUGAAGCAGAAGAAGAUUAAAUAAAGUCGCGGGACGUGGGUGCUU
This is a messenger RNA of Chaetomium strumarium, 835 nucleotides long. RefSeq names its product mitochondrial 54S ribosomal protein YmL16. Gene Ontology annotation, cellular component: mitochondrial large ribosomal subunit; ribosome. The transcript has 3 exons. Gene Ontology annotation, biological process: translation. The record is from RefSeq and is a predicted model, not a curated record. Bases 56 to 814 code for a protein of 252 amino acids. Gene Ontology annotation, molecular function: rRNA binding; structural constituent of ribosome. NCBI's taxonomy places the organism in Eukaryota, Fungi, Ascomycota, Sordariomycetes, Sordariales, Chaetomiaceae.